GCACAUCCCCAAUAACUCUCUCUUCGUCGUCAGCCCUUCCCUUCGCCUUCGCUCGAAAUGUCUUCCGACCUUUGCCCCGUAUACGCUCCCUUUUUUGGUGCCAUGGGCUGCACAAGUGCCAUUGUAUUCGCAUGUAUUGGUGCCAGUCGCGUCUCGGCGCUUCAGCCUACUCUCCACUGGAAAGGACGACGUCAGGAAGUGCAAUAUGGGCUCAUUGUAUUACUUUGGUGGUUCAGUUACGGUACCGCCAAGUCCGGUGUUGGUAUCUCCGCCAUGGCAGUCCUGCGACCUGACCUCAUGAUGAAGAACGUCGUCCCCGUCAUCAUGGCUGGUAUCAUUGCUAUCUACGGUCUCGUCGUAGCUGUUCUCAUCUCCUCCAACCUGGAGCCUAUCAUGCCUCUGUACCAAGGGUUCGUCCAACUCGGUGCCGGUCUUUCCGUCGGUCUCGCUGGUCUCGCUGCUGGAUUUGCCAUCGGUAUCGUCGGUGACGCUGGUGUCCGUGGAACUGCUCAGCAGCCACGGCUGUUCGUCGGCAUGAUCCUCAUUCUCAUUUUCGCCGAAGUUUUGGGUCUUUACGGCCUCAUCGUUGCCCUCAUCAUGAACACCAAGGCCGCUGGCAGCGACAUCUCUUGCACAUAAAUCAUCCCGGGAUUGAUGCUGCACGCUCCAAGGCGCGGUGUUCUUCAGGACCUGCGCUGAGAGUGUAGCAGCGUACCUGAUGCGAUGUGAUGUGCUGUGGAUGAUCGAAUGGAACGGACUUUGGAUGGUGGAUGGUGGAUCGCUGUGCAGUGUUGCUGUCGUCGGUGGUGUUGUGUAGUGGGCCAUUUCGAGCUUCUGAGCUUGCUGACCGCACUUUUCGCUUGCUUUGAAUCCAAAUCCGCAUCUCUAUCUCUGUUUCAUUCACUCUUCCAACUCAGUUUCCUCGUUCACUAAGUAGCUUCUGCUCGCCCCCUAAUUCUGAACUCGGCAUAUGUGAAUAUUUAUGGAUCCCUUUGCG
Molecule: messenger RNA, 997 nt
Organism: Stereum hirsutum FP-91666 SS1
Lineage: Eukaryota; Fungi; Basidiomycota; Agaricomycetes; Russulales; Stereaceae
Product: V-type ATPase
Exons: 9
Coding region: 58-639 (193 amino acids)
Biological process (GO): proton transmembrane transport
Cellular component (GO): proton-transporting V-type ATPase, V0 domain
Molecular function (GO): proton-transporting ATPase activity, rotational mechanism
Source: RefSeq, a predicted model, not a curated record